Molecule: messenger RNA, 6057 nt
Organism: Chiloscyllium plagiosum (whitespotted bambooshark)
Lineage: Eukaryota; Metazoa; Chordata; Chondrichthyes; Orectolobiformes; Hemiscylliidae
Product: Krueppel-like factor 9
Biological process (GO): regulation of transcription by RNA polymerase II
Molecular function (GO): RNA polymerase II cis-regulatory region sequence-specific DNA binding; DNA-binding transcription factor activity, RNA polymerase II-specific
Source: RefSeq, a predicted model, not a curated record
CGGGCUGGGGGGGGGUGGGGGGUUUGGGAGGGAGGGGGAGUCUCACUCUCUCACACACACAUAUACCCAGACCUGUCUGUUUUAUUCACCAGUUUCUGAGAGAGGGAGGGUGGUAGGUGGGUGUGAAGGGAGAUCCCAAUUCUCUCUCUCUCACACACACACACACACACACACAGCCUAGCUCUUAACCACCCCCCCUCCCACCCCACCUCCCUGGCGAUGUCUGCCUUCGCCUGUCGCGACUAUUUCGCCGCCGAGUGCCUCAUGUCCAUCUCCAGCGGGGCGGUGGUGCACCGAUCGCCGGUCAAAGACGAGGAAAGUUCCCGAGAGGACAAAGAAGUCAGCGACACGCUCAAGGAAGGAGGAGGAGGAGGAGGCGGUGGAGGUAACCUGCUCCUGGUGGCCAGCAUUCUGACCGACCUGCAGAAAUCCCGACCCAUGUCAUCCAACUCCGAGAGCAGCAACUCGUCCUCGUCGUCCGGGGAGAGCCUCGAGAGCGGCUACACCACCCUUUCCGAGGGUCCCAGCACCCCGACCCUGGGUACCGCCAACUCUACCCCGGAGAAGCGGAAAAGCAGGCGCUCGGACAAAUUUGCGGUGAAGAAGCAUCAGUGCUCCUUCGCCGGCUGCGGCAAAGUGUACGGGAAAUCGUCCCAUCUGAAAGCACACAUGAGAACUCACACAGGGGAGCGACCAUUUCCUUGCACCUGGCCGCAGUGUUUGAAGAAGUUUGCCCGCUCAGAUGAGCUGGCUCGACAUUAUCGUACCCACACUGGUGAGAAGAAAUUCAAGUGCCCGAUGUGCGAGAAGAGGUUUAUGCGCAGUGACCACUUGAUGAAGCACGCUCGGCGACACCCUGACUUCAAGCCCAGUAUGAUUACCAAACCCAACAGCAGAAGUACAUCACCCCCCAACAUGCUGGCACCGACCUUCCACAGCCUGGCAUCCCCUUCCAUCGUCAGUUCUCUGAAUCCUGCUGGUCCCGUGCUCAAUUAAACUGGAGGGGGAUUUUUAAAGAAAAACAUUUUGUACCAAAAGUCUUGUUUAAACUGAGUUUAUAUCCCGCCCUCCAAACAUGUGUGGACUGUGCUUUGUAGAUUUCUGCUUUCAAACCAUUCAACCGUUGUAGAUUAAUGUUGGAAGUCUUUUUCACAUGCAUUGUUUUUGCACACACACUGACUGUAGCCAGCAACUGAAGUUCAGCUGCUAGCUUCUCUGGAUUGGUAUCCUCGUAAAAUAGAGAGUGUUAUGAACCUUCCUAAUCUCCCAGUUAUUAUUGGAUCUAGUUAACCUGAUGCCUGUUUUUAUUUUUGAAUUUUUAACUUAUUGUGAUAACUCCAUACAGGCUUUGGAGUAUACUGAAGGUAAGCCAUUGUUUAGUCAUCCAGUCAAAAAUAGCUUUUUCUCAAUUUUAAAAAAAAAGUCCUACAGACUGACUGAACCACAGUUUCACAAGUUAAUGAAACUGCCACACAAUGUUCCACUGUGUGCUAAAUGGUGACAUGAAGCUUGAUAACAGAUCUUUUGACUGAGAAAUAUAAAAGAUACUUCAAAGCAAUUUACCUGAAACAAGGAUAGUAAAUAUGACGUUGCAAUUUCAGUUUUAAUACCAUGGUCAAAAAGGAAUUUAAAAACUAAGAAACCAAUUUUGCCCAGUUUCUCCAAUUCAGAGUUGGCAAUGUGAUCUUAUGGCUCAGUAUAACUCAGUUGUACACAUCCCUUCCCUGGAGAGUUCUCAUUGGGAUUUAACUCAGGGACUGAAUUACUGUAAAUUACAGUAUUCCUACAGUGAUAAUGAUUUGCAGUUACUUAAUUGAUCUGUCUCAGGGCUACAAAGGAUCUUGCCACAUGUCACAGAAACAGACACAGCACUGCAAUUAUGACCACUGUUAUACCUCUUUCAGAAUCUUCAAUUUCUUUGUGCUGGUGUGGGGAGGGGAGUGCUGUUUUGUUCAGUGGACUUGCUGCAAUGUCUCCGCACUCCUGCACAAGACCCUUACAUGAUGUGUGGUGGCUGGGUGCAACAAGUAUUGAAAUUACUACCUUCUGGUUUACAGCUCUGUUUAACUUCUGUUUGUGAGGUUUUAACAUUGCAUAGGGUAUACCGUUCAAUCCUAAACACUGGUUCUAGUGUCUGGCAGUGUCAAUCUGACUUUACAUGAGAUCAAUCUUCUGCAAAUGAAUAUGCCCCAAGUCUUAAAUGAGCGUGAAGAAAUCAAAUUUGUAACAUGGUAUCUGUGCUGGCAAAGGCCUACCUCUGGCCUAGCUUUGCUGUGACCUGGAUUACUUGCAAAAGUGUACCCAGCAGUGCUUUGUAUUGCAGCUCACCGGAGGACAGUUCCCAACUUGGGACCACUUUUUUUUUUCUGGGAAACUCACUCACGGUGAAGUUGAUAAAAAGAAACAUUUUGUUACACUGCCCAUUAGGACUCUGGAACAGAUUUUACAAACUGUUUCUGUAUAGGAGCUGCAGACAAUUCAGGACACUUCAUGGGUUAUUUUCUGAGAUCUGCUGGUCAGUGGUGACAAUUGUACAACAUGUAUUACACAUUAAGAAAGGUGUAUAGCCAAAGGUUUUAGUUGGAGGUUUAUUAAAAGGUGAUUGGCAUUACCUGCUCAAGUCAUCUGUGUGCAAAAAUAAUAUAGCUGUGGGGCUAUGUGUGUACUGACUUUCUAAGUGCUCAUAUAUAUAUAUGGUAUUUUUGUAAUGUUUCUACUCAGGGGGCUGUGUUGCUGAUGCAUGCAUUUCACCAUACCAGUGUGGAGCUUGUGUGUAUCUAGGUUUUAUACCUGUUCAGUGUGUGAAGUUGGAACAGUGUCGUUCCAAGUAACUUGCUUACGGUAUGCUGUUGAUCAGUUACCAGAAGGGAAGAUAUUCAUAUUCUUUAUCUUUGAAGUGUUCUACUCUACUAAAAUUGCUAGCUGCAUUUGGGGGGUAAAAAUGAUAAAUAUAACUUUAAAAAGUAAUGUAAAUAUUUGUGAAAAGCAUGGUUUUAAGGUAGUGAUUUAAAUUUACACUAAUGACUAUUUUACUAUUAAUAGCUUGUGCACUAAUGCACAUCUCUCAAGUUGUUUCAGGAAUUAAAGUGUAUACUGUAAUUCACAAAAGUCUCUAUUUCAGUUAUCCAAGGGAAAAAAAUGAUCGAACAGUGUUUUGAUUUGAAACUCCAUUGGCAGCUGUUUUUCUCACUUCUAAUGUUCUUUUGUUUUAUUCUCGAGGCUGGACAGACUUGUGACUUCCCAUGAGUUACCUGGUUAGCUUCAGCUUUUUAAAAAAAAUUACUAGUGCAGGGUGCUGAUGGUGGACAUGAUCCUGUUGUCUUUUACUUUUUUUUGUCUUGACGUAAUCAGUGGGUGGUCUGCAAUAGAAGGUAAUAUUGAUUUAAUAUUGUCUUGAAUUCAAACAUCUUUAAUCUCUCAAGAAAGAGAAGGAAGAAAAUAAAAAUACUGUUUAAUAUAUUGAAUGACUUUUCUUUUUUUUUGAAUCAGCUGAAAUUCCCCUCAAGUGCAGGAGUGAGACACUUGCAAAGUAUUUGUUUCGCAAUACUGCAAUACUUGUGAAUGCAGUUUUAAUGAAAUCAAAUCAAAUCAAAUCCACUUUGAAAGAGAAAUUUCACUCCCUUGUCUCUUGCUUUUUGUAAUAUUGCCACAGUGAUACCAAGGGUAGUUUUGGCCUUUGCUGCAUCAAAGAGAUGCUCAACUGCUGUUAUGUCUGUGGUAUUGUUCAGUAUAUCUAAAUACGGUCGUAAUUGCUGCACAGCAGAUUUACAAUGUCAAGUGUCAAAGGUUAUGGAAUAUAAUUCAUGAAAUGCAGUCAGGAUGCAAAAGACCCAUCAGCCACUAAUGUUCAUCUAUGUUGCUAGUUUCAUGUCACCUUUUUCUAAAAUAAACAAAACUGUUCUAAUAAAACAACUCCUAUGGAACAUUAAUUGUUAUUGAUUUCAUUCAUUGAACUUAGUUGCCAUCUAUUUUUUCACAAAAGUCGUGGAGUAUUUUAUGGUUCCAUUGGCAAUGUGCAUUAGCUUUAUUGGAAGCAGUCCCAGGGUAUUUGAGUUGCAUUUUCAGUGUCUUAAAACACUCCACAUCAGGGUGCCUUCUGACUUGGAUGUUGCUUUAGCAAGAGAAGUUCUAACGUUCCUAGUGAUUUAGCACAUAUAUGAUGCUAGCAGUAAUAUGGGUUACUUUUCAGUAUGAGUUUUUAAAAAUUGUGUAUCAAUUUACCAAUAAUUUAGAAUGUGUGAAUCAAUCUACCACAUUUGGGGCAAAACUUAUUGUCCAGGUAGAUCUUUUGCAGUGCUUUGACUGUGAUGCCCAGUCGGUUGAAUGCUUUUGACUAUGGUGACAACUACAUAAUCCAGUUCAGUCAGCACCAUAUUCUUCAAGUGAUUCUGGUUUUUAACUUUGAUUUUACCAUUCCUUCAUCAGUCCAGGGUGCUGUUCAGCUCAGAAACACUUUUUUCAUGAUCUGUGACUGAAAAGUAACCAAUAAGUUUCAUUUGUAGUGUACUUUUUUAUUUGUAGGUGUUGCUAAUGAGGUGUGAUGAAUGCCAUACUUUGAGAUGUUAGUAUUUAAAAGUAAAUGAGAAUUAUAGCAUUCCAGUUUAUAAUUCCAUAAUCUUCAUCCAUGGCUGCGGGCAGCUUAACAUUAAUUGCAAUAAAAUAGUAUCCAAUACAAUGAGGCCAGUCAUGGAGCAUAGGUGAAGGUUUAAGAUUCAAGAUUAAGAGGUAUUCUUAUGGGCCAAUUUUUUUGUCUUAAGUUCUGCAAGUUGUUGUUUCCACAGGUAAUGUGGUAAAUAACAGCUUCUCAAUCAGCUGUAGUGAUGUGUGAAAUCUGUAAUAUUUUAAACUGAAGGUCAACUUUAACUUGAAUGUUUCAGUGUCUCCUCCUGCUUUCCAGCAGUCACUGAUGUUGCUUGUGAGUAACUGGGCAGGGGCAUGUUGUUAGGCAAAGCUACUACACGAUUGAAGCCCAUGGAAACAAUAUUGGCCCUUGGAAGGAGUCUUCAUGUUAAACACACUUUAUUAUAAGGGAUGCUCCUUCUGGUUUUCAGAUCAUAUUGCACAUUUUUUAUAAACAGUCUAUUAUAUUCAAUGUGUUGUUUGUAUUGUUUUGGCAACCUUUUUAUUCUUUUUGAUUUUUGUAUAUUAUGUAAGAACAUACAGGACUCAUUAACUAUGUGAUGGAAUGUCACUGCUUUGUUCCCCCUUUUAAAAAUUUCUGUCACUUUCGAUUUCUCUUGAUUGACAGCUUGUGCGGUGUACAAUUUAGCACGUAGUUUUGACAAUGUAGAUAUUCUGUGUGUAUGUGGGCAGCCAAUGUCAGUCAAUGCAAUAAUGUCUUCACUUGUUAUCCAAAAGUGCAUCAUGGUCAGGAGCAGGAAUCCAAGCUGAGGUUUGCUUUUCUUGCCAUCUCCUAGUAUUCCUGUUACCCCAAGGUAACUUGGGGCAGAGCCUGGAUAUCUUUGGUCUCUUGAGGUCAAUGCUUUUCCGUUUCCAUCCUGAGCUAUCAGAAAAAAAUAGAAGUUGCAACAUGUAUUUCAUAAAUAAAGAGCUGUAGUUGGCCACUUUUAUCAAUGUCUUUUUUUUAAAGAAGUGACCUCAUGAGGUUUUUAAACUUGCUGGGAGAAACAUUGAAUAAAUAAACCUUUUUUAAAGUGCAGUUUAUUGUGGAAUAAGAACUGGAUAUUUCUGUUGUUUGUCAAAGUUUGGCAAUUUGAAAAAUUAUUCAUUUUCUCAAAAUAGACCAAGCUUUGAAAAGAAGCCUCUAAUUCAGGGAUUGCAUUAAAUGUGCCAAGGAGUCCUGUUCCUCACAAUAAGUAUCCUUGUGUUUCAAGUCUGUAUAUGUGGCACCCAUGUAGCAAUUGGUAUUACUGGGAACCUUUUUUUUUUAAACAGUCAUUUUAUGGAUAAUGUAUUUUAUAACAUUCUGGUGAUCAGUUGUAUUACAUAUGCUAAUACUGUAAGCUAUGAACCAUUACAGAAAGAUUGCGGUUUGAAAUUUUGCAUGGAUGACUGAAUUUUGUACACAGUGAAUAAACAAUGAUGUCCUAAUUAAAA